AAAGAAACUAGGGUUUUCUUUUUGGUCUUCGGAGUCUUUAUAAAACGCCUCUCAAUUCUGCUUCUACUCGAAUCAGAUCUCAUCGGUGUAGCGCCAAUCAGAUCUUGCUUUUGGUUUUACUUGGGGAUAGUACUGAUUACUUCUGUAGUUGAAAAUGAGUCGGCCAAUGGAAGAAGAUACGGUAAAGAAUGAGGAAGAGGAAUUUAACACAGGACCACUGUCCGUUCUGAUGAUGAGUGUUAAAAAUAACACUCAGGUUCUCAUCAACUGCCGUAACAAUAAAAAACUUUUAGGCCGAGUGAGAGCCUUUGAUCGACACUGCAACAUGGUUCUGGAAAAUGUCAGGGAGAUGUGGACUGAGGUACCAAAGACUGGGAAAGGGAAGAAAAAGGCACUUCCAGUUAACAAGGACAGAUUCAUCAGCAAGAUGUUCCUUAGGGGAGAUUCUGUUAUAAUUGUUCUUAGAAAUCCUAAGUAAAUGUGGUACAUUAGGUUCUGGGAUUUUGGGCUUUACCCUUCUAGUUUCUGUAUUGUCCUUAUCCCCACCCCCAUUUGCUAUUUCAACCAACAACACUGCUUUGAGUUACUGAAUCUACUGUGGAGUAUUUGUAUGGUUGUAAAUGACUGAUUCUAGUAAACUUGACAGAAGUUUUCUUGUGA
Messenger RNA from Durio zibethinus, 660 nucleotides. RefSeq lists its product as uncharacterized. Gene Ontology annotation, cellular component: small nuclear ribonucleoprotein complex. The record is from RefSeq and is a predicted model, not a curated record. Gene Ontology annotation, biological process: RNA splicing. NCBI's taxonomy places the organism in Eukaryota, Viridiplantae, Streptophyta, Magnoliopsida, Malvales, Malvaceae. Gene Ontology annotation, molecular function: RNA binding.